Molecule: messenger RNA, 558 nt
Organism: Necator americanus (New World hookworm)
Lineage: Eukaryota; Metazoa; Nematoda; Chromadorea; Rhabditida; Ancylostomatidae
Exons: 5
Coding region: 1-558 (185 amino acids)
Source: RefSeq, a predicted model, not a curated record
AUGAACAAAGGUAGAAGAUUUCUGGGAUCAACGGCUCCUGCAGACAUAUUGCUCGACGUGGAUAUCGCUGUUCUUACGGGCAACAAUGCGAUGGGAAGUGUACUUUUGGACUGUGAUAAAGCGCUUCGUUACACUGCAACAGUGUCCGUUGUAAGAGUUAUUUCUCAAGCAAAGACUUUUGUUGAAGCAAGGAAGAGAAGAAGUGACUGGUGUUGGAAUGAGGGGAGACUCAGGAUGGAAUACACUGCAAUCAUGGCACUGGCGAAUGUGCCUGACGGUUCAAGAAUUUUCGCGAAACUGACCAACACCAGCGGAUCUUCAGAAACACCAGAUGUGCUCAACAGUACUCCGUUUGUAUGGGAGAUGUCGAGAAUACCGCAGAAAGAGCAAGAGCGGUCGAGUGUGCCUCUUCUGCCAGUCCUUCGUGUGAGAAAUUGGGCCAGUAAGAUAACGAAACAGCACACCCGUCCAUGUGAAUCGACACCGAUGCCAUUGUUAGAGCGUAAGAAACUGAGCAGAAGAGCACUGUCCGCUAUCGUUACGGAAGCAUCGCAAUAG